Delphinapterus leucas (beluga whale) is the source of this 2252-nucleotide messenger RNA. The record is from RefSeq and is a predicted model, not a curated record. Lineage: Eukaryota; Metazoa; Chordata; Mammalia; Artiodactyla; Monodontidae.
UUUCCGGCGCCCUCAGGCAGCCGCCCCGGCGCCUUUUUCCCCGCCAAGGAUACUGCGGAGCGGAGCUUCUCUGCUGGCUUUUCUGCUAGCGGGGCGUUUGCCUUUGCUGAGGACGGCGUGCGGAGCCCGGUGAGGAGCCGCACUGGGACAGGCGAGCGCCCGCCUGUCUGGAGGCUACAUUUCUUUGGAAUGAAAGAUGGCAGCAUGCCGUGCAUUAAAAGCUGUUUUGGUGGAUCUCAGUGGCACACUUCACAUUGAAGAUACAGCUGUGCCAGGCGCACAGGAAGCUCUUCAAAGGUUACGUGCUACUUCUGUAAUGGUUAGGUUUGUGACCAAUACAACCAAAGAGAGCAAGAAAGACCUCUUGGAAAGAUUGAAAAAAUUGCAGUUUGAUAUCUCUGAAGAUGAAAUAUUCACUUCUCUGACUGCAGCCAGAAACUUGGUAGAGCAGAAACAAGUCCGACCCAUGCUGCUGGUUGAUGAUCGGGCCCUACCCGAUUUUAAAGGAAUACAAACAAGUGAUCCUAAUGCUGUGGUCAUAGGAUUGGCACCAGACCAUUUUCAUUAUCAAAUUCUGAAUCAAGCAUUCCGGUUGCUCCUGGAUGGGGCACCUCUGAUAGCAAUCCACAAAGCCAGGUAUUACAAGAGGCAAGAUGGCUUAGCCCUGGGGCCCGGACCAUUUGUGACUGCUUUAGAGCAUGCCACAGAUACCAAAGCCACAGUCGUGGGGAAACCAGAGAAAAUGUUCUUUUUGGAGGCAUUGCGGAGCACUGGCUGUAAACCUGAGGAGGCCAUCAUGAUUGGAGAUGAUUGCAGGGAUGAUGUUGGUGGGGCUCAGAAUGUCGGCAUGCUGGGCAUCUUAGUCAAAACUGGGAAAUAUCGAGCAGCAGACGAAGAAAAAAUUAAUCCAGCUCCUUACUUAACUUGUGACAGCUUCCCUCAUGCCGUGGACCACAUUCUGCAGCAUCUACUGUGAACCAUUGUGUGAAUCAGAAGCAACUUGAAACACAGCUUUUCAUUGUCUGGAAAGAAUCCCUCAACAACUUAAUGACAGACAGAGACCACUCAGCCCUGGUCACCAUUUAACCCUCUUUUAUUGGGCAGUAAUUAGAAAGAAAGGUAUUGAAUUGCAGCCAGACACCAAGCCUGGCUAAUCCCUUUUGGUUUUUUUCGUAAAAGAAGAUGAGAUCCAAAGAAAGGGAAAGCUGAGAUUUUGUGCCAUUCCUUUUAAAAUAUUCAUCAGGUUAGCGGGCGCUGGGGAAGAGUCUCCUGCGGGGAGCCUGUUCUCUGCUGUCUCCUCGCUGGUAAAUUGGAGGGGUUCAGACUCUGAAUAAAGUUGAAUGGUGUUUUUUAAGUUACAGAGUACUGCACUGAAGGGUGCGUUAGGCUGUAUGUAGUUUUAAUAUUGAGUUCAACUGUGAAAUCCAUCAGAAGUGCCAAGUAGGGUACAGGACAGAAGAAGCAGAAUAAAGUGUCCUUUAGCCCAAGUGAAGGAGUGAAUUUGCUUUAACAGAUGUUGAAAACCAGAUUAGCUACUGUAUUAUUCCCAGCACGGGUGACUUCUUUUUCUCUUGGUUAGCCAGAGAUGAGUAGUUUAAAUUUAGAACCUGGUUUUAAUUUAAAAUAAUAUUUCCAUUAAUAACCUAUUCAUUGCAGAUACCUAUUAUACUGUGUAACAGUUGUGUUGGAAAUUUUAUGUAAAAUUAAAACUAUCAGUAUUUUACAGAUGUUUUAAUUAGACAUUGUUAUUAACAGGAACAGUGCAGAAACUAAAAUCAAGCCUUUAAUGUCUUAUAGACCAUGCAUUUUUGAGGCUAGUGUCCACCCGGGUCCUAUUAACUGUACAUUUGCAAGAUUUCAUUAUUUUUGCCUCUGACACUAUGGGAAAAAUCUUUCAGAAGCUAUUGGGACAGAUUCAAGCUUUUAUGUACUUGGUUACUACGGCUGUAAAAUGAAAUCUCGUCUUGCAGCAUGGAUUCUUCUUCUCAUGUUAAACCCACCAAAAUGAAGGGGACUAAAUAGGUAAUGAUUUUCUUAGUGCAUUUGCAUACUGUGAUGAUCCUGGGCCUUUGCCAUUGUUUUACUGGGCUCUUGGGCACUGGAUUAUUAGCUUGUAAUUGUCCAUUAUCAUGGUGCUCACCUUAUUGAAGCACACAGCAGUGUUAAUGAGCUUUGGGUUUUGAUGCUUGUUUAGAGAUCAGCUUGGUCUUGGAUGGGACGGAGCAAAGCUAAAUAAAUGGCCGCUUCCUCUA